AUGCAUUUGCGGGACAGCGAAGGCGGCGGAACCGCCUACCAAGAGACUGGCCAUGCCGACGGCGCAAACAGCUUGACUAACGGCACCGUGAAUUCCUCUUCAACGAGGACCGUCGUCGUGACAUCGCGGGCCGAGACCAGUGGUAUAAGCGACUUCAGACACGAGCUCCUUCUCGCAUGGCUGCUCGUACUUCACCGCAACAACGACGACGGCCUGAGCAAGGUAAAUUGGGGAUUCAGAACGCGGGACGGCCAGGAACCUUCGUCUGCAAUACACAACAGCCUGAGCCUGAGCGAGGCGCCGUUCAAGAACAGCAACUCGAUAGCUGAGGCCUUGGGGGUCAUCAAGGAGCUCGGCGAGAGCGGUCCCGAUAGUGAAACGCAAACCAUCCCGGUGAUAUACUUCAAUAAUGGAACACCAAAAUCUCAAGGCAACUCGGAGAAGGCGCUUUCCAAGAGAUCACAAGAUUGGACGUACCAGAUCGAGGCGACGCUCAACGAGAAGCAGAUGGUGAUCAAGGCCCAAUGGGACCGCGCCGUCCUCUCCCACCGCCACGCCAUCUUCCAGCUCGACUCCUUCAUUGAGAUCCUCACCACCAUCCUCGAAAAGCCGCACCGCCGAGUCUCCGACACCAUCGGUCCCACCGCAAAGGACCUCGAGCAGCUCUGGACAUGGAACAAUGAACUCCCAGAGAACAUGCAAAAGUGCAUGCAGGACAUCAUCUCCGAGGUCGCAGCCAGGGGCCCGGACCGGCCGGCCGUCGAGUCCUGGGAUGGCGACUUCUCCUACGGCGACGUUGAGCGGCUCUCGACCCGUCUCGCGCGACACCUCGUCGCCCGUGGCGUGCAAGUCGGCUCGACGGUGCCAAUGUGCUUCGAGAAGUCGCGGUGGACGACUGUCGCCCUGCUCGCCGUCAUGAAGGCCGGCGCCGCCUUCGCCCUCACCGACCCCAGCCAACCCGAGGCCCGCCUGCGCACCAUUGUCGAGCAGACCGGCGCCACCAUCAUCGUCACCUCCCAGGAGCAGAGCGAGCUCGGCCGGCGUAUCGCCCCCGAGCAGACCCUCGUCGUCGCCUCCGACGACACCCUCAACCAAGAUACCCUGGAGCUCGCCGCCGAGCUGCCCGUCGUCCCCCCAUCUUCUCCCCUCUAUAUCCAGUUCACCUCCGGCAGCACGGGCAAGCCCAAGGGCGUCAUGAUCUCUCACGAAAACUUCACCAGCGGCGCCGUCCCCCGCGGCUGGGAGGUCGGAUACCGCGCCCACUCGCGCUGCUUCGACUUUGCUUCGUAUGCCUUUGACGUCAGCAUUGACUGCAUGCUCUGCACGCUCGCCGCGGGCGGCUGUCUCUGCAUCGCCUCGGACGAGGACCGCAUGAACGACCUCAGCGGCGCCAUCCGCAACUCCAAGUGCAACAUGGCGCACAUGACUCCCUCUGUAGCCCGUGUUCUGGACGCGGAUGUCAUUCCCUCGCUCGAGGUCCUCGGUCUCGGCGGCGAAGCCGUUUCCGCGGGAGAUGCCUCCACGUGGAGCAAGACCACGAGCGUCAUCAUCGCCUACGGUCCCUCGGAAUGCACAGUCGGUUGCACAAUCAACGGCAACGUCAGCAGUAUGUCGACCAACAUCGGCAAGGGCACCGGCGGUCUCACAUGGAUCGUCGACCCCGACGACCACGAGCGUCUGAUGCCCGUCGGCGCCGUGGGCGAGCUCCUCAUCGAGGGACCCGUCGUCGGCAUGGGAUACCUCAACGACAAGGCCAAGACCGACGAGGUCUUCAUCGAGGAUCCCGCCUGGCUCCUCGCCGGUGGCGGCCCCGCCCGCGGCAGGCACGGCCGCCUCUACAAGACGGGCGACUUGGUCCGCUACGAUCCGGAUGGCACCGGCUCCAUCGCCUUCGUCGGCCGCAAAGACCAGCAGGUCAAGCUCCGCGGACAGAGAAUCGAGCUGGCCGAGGUGGAGCACCACCUCAGGGGUAAGAUGCCCUCGGGCGUCAAGAUCGUCGCCGAGGUCGUCAAGCCCGGCGGCAGCGAGCCGACGCUAGUCGCCUUCGUCGUCGAGCAGAACCCCAUCGCCGGCGCGGCAGACGCGGAGGGCGACGUCACCACCUUCUCCCCCGAGUUCAGCCAGGCCAUCGCCGAGAUCGAUAUUGCUCUCGGCGCCGAGAUUCCCCGCUACAUGGUCCCCUCCGCCUACAUCCCCCUCCGCAAGAUGCCGUCCCUGGUUUCCGGCAAGAUUGACCGCAAGCGUCUGCGCGAGCUUGGAGGCUCCAUGUCCCGCGAGCAAGUCGCCCGUCUGCGCGUGGCGCCCACAGAGAAGAAUGAUCCCGAGACAGAAAUGGAGAAGGCGCUGCAGCAAGUCUGGAUCAAGAUCCUGGGCGGCGAGACCAGCAUCGGUCUCCACGACAGCUUCUUCGCGCUCGGCGGCGACUCCCUGCGUGCGAUGAAGCUCGUCGCCGCCGCCAGAGAUGACGGCAUCGCCCUGACCGUGGCGGCCAUUUUCAAUUUCCCCACGCUCAAGGCCAUGGCCGAGAACGCCACCAAGGUAUCCACGGAGGACGUGGCCGCCGUUGCGCCAUUCUCUCUUCUCGAGGAGGGUUGGACCCCCGAGGAGGCCCGCGCAGAGUCUGCUAAGCUUUGCGGCAUCGAGGAGUCUGCCAUCGAGGACAUCUAUCCCUGCACGCCUCUUCAGGAGGGUCUGAUGGCUCUGUCCGCCAAGGUCACAUCGGCAUAUGUCGCGCAGAGAGUCGUCGAUCUCGCAGACUCUGCUACGGCAGACAAGCUCCGCAACGCAUUUGACGUCGCCACCGCAGACUGCGCCAUCCUUCGCACAAGAAUCGUUCAGGUCCCCGGGCGCGGCCUCGCUCAGGUCGUGGUCAAGGAAGAUAUUGCCUGGCACAUUGGCGACGACCUCCAGGAUUACCUAGUGAAGGACCGCGAGGAGGGCAUGGACCUGGGUAAACCCCUCGUCCGCUACGCUCUCGUUACAGACAACGAGUCGGGCAAGGUGCAGUUCGUGCUGACGAUGCACCAUGCUCUGUACGAUGGCUGGUGCAUGCCCCUCAUCGUCGACAAGGUCAACAAGGCCUUUGACGGAGAGAAGGUCCAGCGUCCCGCCGAGUUCAAGGACUUUAUCAAGUACCUCAGCAGCAUGGAUCGCAGCGCUGCUGAGACGUACUGGCGUGAACAGCUCCAGGGUGCUGGUGCCACUACUCAGUUCCCUGCACUACCGUACGAAGGCUACCAGACGCAGGCCGACUCUCUCCUGGAAGUCUAUGUGCCCCUGAACGGCAGACCUGCAUCCAACACCACCGUCGCCACCGUGAUCCGUGGUGCUUGGGCUUACGUGGCAUCUCACUACGCAUCAUCAAACGACGUCGUCUUUGGAGAGACUCUGACCGGUCGUAAUGCGCCCAUCAGAGGUUCCGAGGAGAUUGAGGGCCCCAUGAUCACGACCGUCCCCUUCCGUACCCAGGUGAAUGCCGAGACUCUUGUCAGCGACUACCUCCAAGACAUCCAGGACCAGACCAUCCAGCAAAUCCCCUACGAGCACACCGGUCUGCAACACAUUCGUCGUCUGAGCCCCGAUGCCCUCGAAGCUUGCGAGCUGAGAACUGGUCUUGUCCUGCACCCGAGCGCCGAUGAAUUUGACCAAGAAGAGUUCAACAAAUACCCUGCCAACCGCCUGGUGCCCGCAGGUGACGCAGAGGCCGCAGAGGAAGCUCUCAAGUUCAACACCUACGCUCUUAUGCUCGUCUGCUCUACAGACCCCAAGGGUUUCUUGGUGAUGGCUUCGUUCGACUCAAAGACUGUGCAGAAGCCUCUCAUGGAGAAGGCCCUCGCCCAGUUCUCUCAAGUGGCCCAGAAGCUUUGCCAGCUUACCGACACGCCACUUGGCGAUGUCGCGUAUCUGACUGAUGAGGACAAGACCGAGGUGGCUCGCUUGAGCACCGAGAGCGUGAAGAGCGUCCAGCAGGAGUACCCGGAAGCUGAGGCGGUGUACAUCGUCAAUCCGACUGAUUCUGGGCUUCUGGCACCUCUGGGAGUCGUUGGUGAAUUGGUGGUUGCUAGCAAAGCCGACCUGUCCCUUUCCAUACUGGAGAACUACUCGUGGGCCGAGGAAAAGGAGGCAGGCAAAUUCUACAGGACGGAGCGUCUAGCCAAGUUUAAUGCGGAUGGAUCUGUUGAGAUCACCGGCAAGACAAGCGACCUGGUCCAAAAGGUCAGCACUGCUAGCAAGGCGCCUACUAAGCGCAUCUCCGCCACGUCCGCCAAGCAGCGUCGUCUGCGAACUCUUUGGAGCCGCGUACUCAGGCUCCCUGAGAGUGAUAUCGGACUCAACGACAGUUUCUUCCGUCUUGGCGGAGAUUCCAUCGGCGCUAUGAAGCUCGUCUCCGAGGCUCGCUUGGUUGGCCUCACACUUACUGUCAACCAGGUCUUCACUAAGAGGACACUGUACGAUAUGGCCAGCGUCCUGCAAGAUUCUGAACCCACGCAAGACUCUCAAGACGCUGUGAAGGCUCUCGUUCCCUUUGAACUGGUUGAGACCCUCGGCAAUGCCCCCGCAGAAACCCUCCGCCCCCUUUUGGCCGAUCCAACCUGGAAGAUCGUGGACGCCUUCCCCGCAAGACCGUUACAGGAGGUCGCCGUUAAGGGAACGAUCGAGAUCCCUCGCUUCUCUGCUCGUUACGAGGCCAUGUACUUCGAGAGCGAUGUCGACCGCCCCCGUCUCUUCCAAAGCUGCCAAGAGCUCGUCUCCCUCAACGAGGUGCUUAGGUCAGUCUUUGUCAAGCAUGACGGCGCUUGCCUGAGCGUCAUUCUCGAAGAUGUCAAAACCCCUGUCGUGGAGUACGAGAUCGACAGCGACGUCGAGACCUUUGUCAAGGACCUCUGCAACCUCGACGUCCAGACCCGGAUGCCGCUCGGCUCCAUCUUCGUCAAAUGGUUCUUCGUCCACAGCAGCAACGGCCAGUCCGCGCUCGUCUUCCGCGUCUCGCAUGCUCAAUACGAUGAGAUUUGCCUGCCCAUCAUGCUCCACCAGCUGUCGGCCCUGCACGAGGGCAAGCCCGUUCCCAAGGCUCUUCCCUUUUCCUCCUUUGUCGGCCACGUUGUCAAGUCAAACAUCCCCCAAAGUGUCGACUACUGGAAGGAGCUCCUUCAGGGAUCUUCCGUCAAUGUCCUGAAGCCCAAUACCCCCGUGACGGAGAGACAGCACUACGCCAUCGAUAGGACCUUUGACAUCUCAACCCGCUCCAAGGACGUGACCAUCGCCACCCUUCCCACCGCAGCUUGGGCCCUGACUCUCGCCCGUCUGCAAAGCACAAGAGACGUCACCUUUGGCGAAGUCGUCAGCGGCCGCAACAUCGACUUUCCCAACGCCGACAUGGUCGUUGGUCCUUGCUGGCAAUACGUGCCCGUACGCGUCAAGUUUGAGGACGACUGGACGGUGCUCGACCUCCUCAACCUUGUGCAGAACCAGCACAUUGCCAGCUCGGCGCACGAGGGCAUCGGCCUCCCCGAGAUCGCCAAGCUGUGCACCGACUGGCCGGCCUCGGUGGACUGGUUCGACACGGUGGUGCACCAGGACGUCGAGCACGUCGAGAGCCUCGGGUUCGAGACGGCGAGCAGCCGCAUGGAGACGAUCUACCCGCAGCAGGAGCCGCUGCGCGAGUGGAAGAUCCAGGCAUUCCCCCAGGGCGACAAGUUGACGAUUGAGAUUGUCACGUUUGAGUCUUGGAAGGGCCAUGCUGCGGAGCUGCUUGACAAGAUUGAGGAGACGUUCAAAAUUCUGUUGGGCAACCCCAGGUCGCUUUUGUUUGCGCAGUAG
Colletotrichum orchidophilum is the source of this 5820-nucleotide messenger RNA. RefSeq names its product AMP-binding enzyme. The record is from RefSeq and is a predicted model, not a curated record. The transcript has 2 exons. Gene Ontology annotation, molecular function: phosphopantetheine binding; catalytic activity. Bases 1 to 5820 code for a protein of 1939 amino acids. NCBI's taxonomy places the organism in Eukaryota, Fungi, Ascomycota, Sordariomycetes, Glomerellales, Glomerellaceae. Gene Ontology annotation, cellular component: cytoplasm. Gene Ontology annotation, biological process: amino acid activation for nonribosomal peptide biosynthetic process; secondary metabolite biosynthetic process.